Molecule: messenger RNA, 2354 nt
Organism: Patella vulgata (common limpet)
Lineage: Eukaryota; Metazoa; Mollusca; Gastropoda; Patellidae
Product: transmembrane protein 26
Exons: 5
Coding region: 378-1544 (388 amino acids)
Source: RefSeq, a predicted model, not a curated record
CAAAUGUUGGUAAUAUAGUUAAAUUUCAAACGGGAUUUGCUAAGAACAAGACUCACGUGAUCAAUCUGUGAUUAGCCAGGAAACACACGAUCGUUUUCGCGCUUCGGUGACGUCAUUAAAUUGAGGCGUGCAAAGGAUUCCAUUUAGUUUUAUUGGAAAGUUUAGUGAUAAGCAUGGAAUUUAGCACUUGUGGGUUGAGUAGAGAUUUUAUCUGAGGUUUUCAUUUGUGAAAAUACAUAACGACCGUCUGAAUAUACUAUGAAAUAGUUUAACGUAUAGCUUGGAGUACCUGAAGAAUAGACUUAUAUACAUGCGAUAAAUAUGAGGGGACUUAACUUUAAUUCAGAUCUGUGAUAAAUGGUGAGGUAUAUUAGAACAUGAGUCUGCUGUCUAUAGCACGGGCUAUUACUGUACGUCUUUUGUUUGUGUGUCACGGGAUGCUUACAAUAUGGCGCGUGUGUUUGGUUACUAAGGACGACAAAUAUUGGUAUCUAGGGUGUGUACUUGGAUUAUUAGUGGUGGAACUUGCAAUUACCUUAGGCUUAAAAGGCGGAAAAGAAUGGAAAUGGUUUUGUCCAAGUGUGUUUAUAUAUUUGAUGUGUAUUGUUCCUGCUAUAUGGUUUUUAGAACUUUAUGAGAUGGAAAAAAGACUGUCAUAUCGUGAAGAAAGUACAAAUACCUCUUUAGUUGCAUAUAAUGAAACUAUGGAAGAAAUGAGUGCUACACUGGGUAGUGUGUUAGGUGUUAAGUUUGAAAUAAGAAUUCCAAUAUUAUUAUCAUCUGAUGAGUGGAUCAGAACAUUAGAACAAGUUCUAUUAUUAAUCUUGAUAAUAGGACGAUGGUUGUUGCCUAAAGGAAAAUUAACUCAUGACCAAUUAUCACAGUUAUUGUUAGUGUAUAUCGGAACAGCAGCGGACAUCGUGGAAUUCUUUGAAGCUUUUAAAGAAGAAAAGGUGAGAAAUAAUCAGCUGUUGUGUAUGAUUAUUCUUGGAAUAUGGUCACUAAGCUUGAUUCGAUUUUCAUUGGUGUUGACAGCAUCGAGAUCUAGACAGGACUAUACGGGGCUUGUUCCUAUGACGCCCGAAGUGGAAAAGGGGUGUUGUUCGGCAGAUGUGUACGGGAUUAUCAUAUCUAUAUUACUACAAGAUGCACCAUUCCUUGUGCUUAGAAUGUUACUUAUAUUUAAAUACAACGUUCUAAGUUACACAAACAUGUUUUUCACGUCCAAAAACACCAUUGUGAUAACCCUUUUGGUGUACAGACUAGUUGUGGUUCAAAUCGAGAAACGCGCCGAACAAGAUGUUGACUACAAUAAGUAUCGCUUUCCUUACGAUCCUCGAUCGAAAAGAUAUCUCGACUCUAUCUCGCUAUCCAGUAGUAAGAGCAGUAUUGGUAGUAAAAACAAACUUGUCGUAAACAACAGUAACCAUAACGCCCCUCAUAGCAACGGUUUCUAUGACACGUCGAGGCAGAUGCGCCUAAAGUUAGACCAAGAUCGAGUUGGAACGACUUACACGCUGCAGGAUUUAAAUUCACCUGUUUAAAGACAGCGACUUCCUUGAUAUCUGUGAGAAACGUCAUCGUUUUUUGUGUACUGGUAGUAUAUAUGCGCACAAGAGAAACUGGAUACACGAACUGUAUAAUUAUUAAAAGAUGUUUAUGAUAUCUAGACAGAAGCUAAGUGAAUAUGGAUUAAAACUUCGUUUUCGUUUCUUUAAACAUGGAUUAUUAUUAAAGUGAUUAUGAAUGGAUCUUUGAAUGAGUACCAAUAUAUGAUUUUUAUUGUGAAAGAUUGCCAUUUUUAUUAAUAUUCCUUUUACAUUUUUUUUUGAAAGACCCACUGUAGAUGUUUUUUAAUCAUCAUAAGCAUUGUUUCCCUUUUCUAUGAUCUUCAAUAAUAGGAUAGUCCCACUUUGACUCUUGUUUUUAAUGUAGAAAACAACCGCACUUGAUUAAUGGAUUAAUGACAGGUACUUAGUAUCUGCAUUGCCCAUUUUAGAUUUUCCACAUAUUCGCAGUAUUUAUAACGCCAUACACAUAAUUUGUACUACCAGUUUUGAUUAGAUAUGUGGAAUGGAUAAAGUAAGUAUUAUUGUGGUAAUAUGUUUUGGACACAACGUUCGACUGCAUAUUGAAAGCCUUUACUCCUGUUUCGACAUAAGGUGGUGUUGUAGAAAAAUGAAUUUCCAAAAUGAUAAUGUUAAGAGAUAUGGUCGAAAUUGACUGGCAGCGCGUCUCUGGAAGUCUAAAAUAAGCAAUGGUGGAUUCUGAGUAUACCCCGAGAUGUCGCAAUACCCCCAGAUUCACAAUGUCUUUGAAAAUUACUGUAAUAAAAUAUUUUCAAUUCGUUCAAA